This is a messenger RNA of Saccostrea cuccullata (small rock oyster), 5847 nucleotides long. Its product is annotated as methylcytosine dioxygenase tet3-A-like. Gene Ontology annotation, biological process: positive regulation of transcription by RNA polymerase II. The record is from RefSeq and is a predicted model, not a curated record. Lineage: Eukaryota; Metazoa; Mollusca; Bivalvia; Ostreida; Ostreidae. Gene Ontology annotation, cellular component: nucleus. Gene Ontology annotation, molecular function: DNA 5-methylcytosine dioxygenase activity.
AUUAGUUUUGAAUGGAGGCGUGGGCAGGAAAUCGUGAGAGAGAGGGACGGGAUAGCAGUAUUGAAAGCUCAUAUUGGACUCAGUAUGGCGUACCCCAGGGGAUGGAGCAAGCUUUACAGGACCCAGGCUGGGUUACACCAAGCAAAACAAAGAUAUUGGACCCCACAGAAAAGGACAGGCUCUGGAAUCCAAGUAACAAUCCACAUACAAAUCAGUGGUCAAAAUCUCCUGCCACCGGCAUGAAGAAUAGUUUAGAGAAACCUCAUAUGAUGGCAGCACCCCCGAAUGGAUUUUUCCCACGUCAUCCUUCACUGGUGAAUCCACAUUACAGUAAUGGCUUUCAACAGUAUCUCAUGGAACCGCCAGCAGCAACAAACUUCAACGGAAUAUUUUCCUCGGCUCUGCCAUCCCAGAGCUCCCCUCUCGGGUUCUCCGUGCCUCAGACGAGAACGACACAAUCAAACGUGACCUCAUUUAGCAGUUUUCCUUUUACAAAUCCCAAUAUGCCUUUUCCCUUCUCAUCUCUUCCAAAAAAUGACCCCUACAAUUUCUCCGAUGAAGUUUCACUGAAACGUAAAUUAGAAGAUAAUUAUGGACAAGUUCCGAAAAAGAAGAAGGUGAAAUGUAGUGGAGAAAAAUUGAAUGGACAUGUAGAUAAAAGUAAUUUAAUUAAAACCAAAAAUGUGAAAAAAGUUAUUGAGACUAAUGCUCUCUCUUUGAAUGAAAUCGAAGAUAGAGUGCAAAAUAUUUUGAAAUCAAUACAAAGAGAAUGUAGUUUUAAGGAACCAAAAAACGUGCAAUUGAAUAACAUACAUAUUCAUUCCACCCAAGAAAAGACCAAAGAGGAUACAAAUGGCUCAAAUUCUAUGGACAUAUCGAAAGCAAAGGAUGAAACCAAAUUAAAUAAUUUAUCGGAAAUACCUAUAAAAAGUGCUGAGGAAAUUCAUCUGGAAAAAUUAAUGGGUAAUUCCUUGGAAGUGGAGGGUCGUAAAACGCCACCAAACUGCUGUACGAAUUGUGAGAAAUUUGGAUUCCGAAACUCCCCUCAGUGUCUCCACAAACGUUCGGCAGCAGAAGUGGAUAUUUAUGACUUCGAGGACGACGAGGAUGUCUCAAACCUCUCCGAACCCAAAAAUCGCUCAAAAAUCGAGGCAGCAAAAGCCAAUAUAUUUAAAACUGAACAUCAGGAAAAACAAGUGGAUGAAAUUAAGGUCGAAUCAGAUAAUCACGAUUCGGAAAAGGAAAAUUUUUGUGAAAAUGAAAUAUGCUCCGAUUCAACCUUUACUACAAAAUUGCAAAAAUCUGAUCUCAAGGACGAAGGUAGUGCCAAACUUGAUCUACUCUCGGAACAUAUUAACAAGCUGAAAGGGACGGUGACAGAAGAUGAUGAACACUUGGAUAGACUCAGGAAAAACAUUAAAUCGGAGAUGCCGAUAUGUAGCUGCAGGGGCCCAGAUUAUAUCCCCACGGAGGACAAUGAGGGUCCGUUUUACACUCAUCUUGGAGCGGCUCGGAGUAUUCAAGCUGUGAGGGAACUCAUGGAAAAGAGAACUGGAGAGACAGGGAGAGGUAUCCGUAUAGAGAAGAUUCGCUACACUGGAAAAGAAGGCAAGAGUUCUCAAGGCUGCCCCAUAGCCAAAUGGAUCAUCCGUCGAUCUGGAGUAGAAGAGAAGUACCUGUGUGUAGUAAGACAGAGGCCCGGUCAUUUCUGUGAGACAGCGUGUAUUAUAACGGUGAUAGUGGCGUGGGAAGGGGUGCCCCAGAAUACCGCUGACGAUCUCUACCAGUAUCUCCGUACAUCACUUCCUACCAACGGCUUCGAAACGGAAAGACGAUGUGGCACAAAUGAGAGGAAAACCUGUGCUUGUCAGGGAAUAGAUCUGGUUAGACGUGGGGCUUCCUUCUCCUUUGGAUGUUCAUGGAGUAUGUAUUACAAUGGAUGCAAGUUUGCUCGAAGCAGGGAGGCCAGGAAAUUCAAGCUCAAAGAUACAACUAAGGAAGUUGAACUUGAAGGGAAGCUACAAGACUUAGCCACAAAGAUGGGUCCAUUGUACAAGAAGAUGGCCCCUGAUGCUUAUUCUAACCAGACAAGGUUUGAAGACACAGCUAAUUUCAAUUUUCUGGCAGCUGUUUUUUGUGCUCAUGCACACAAAGAUCUGCACAACAUGAACAAUGGAAGUACAGUGGUCGUGACUCUAACCAAACAUCGAGGACUUGGAAAGCCUGAAGAUGAGCAGCUCCAUACUCUGCCACUACAUGUAAUGGACAUGUCGGAUGAACACGGCAGCACUGAAGCUCAGUUUGAGAAGGCUAGGAAUGGUUCUCUGGAAGUGCUUCAGUACUAUCCCAUGGAAGCUAGGAUGCGAGCUGUGCCCUUAACUCCAAAGAAAAAGAAGGGAAAGAAAGGCGGCUCCAUGCCUGCCAAGAAAGGAAGACCAUUCAAAAAUCCAGAAAAUGCACAGAAAUCUUCCCCAUCUUCAGCUGAAAUAAAGCAGAAUAGUGUUCAGGAUGGAAACAGGGGUUUGCCUAGUAAAUUCACUUUCAAUGAGAACAAACAGUUCUUAACUUAUGAUGAUAUGAUGAAAUUAUCUGAAGAGCCAGGGUUUGCCAAUAUGUAUGAUUCUUUCUGGAAUUACUUCUACAAGUAUGGAACAUUCCCUCCCCCAAAUUUUCUACAUUCAAGUGAACUCAGAAACCAAAUGGCCAGUAAAACUCCAUCUGUGAUACCUACUAAUUUAUCAUCGGACUCCAUUAAUACUCAGGGUCAUCCCCAUGGUGCUGAGAAGUCAUAUCAAGGUCAAGGUCAACCUCCACCUCCGACCCUUGACCCCAACACCAGGCAGCAGCCAGAAACCCCUCUUGACUUGUCAUCCUCAGGGUCCACAUCACAACUCAAGGCAGCAAAUCAUGAAUCUGCAGCACAUGCACCAUCAAAUCAGUCACCUUUGGACAUCUUGUCAGAUGUCGUAUCUAUGAUGCCCUACUGCAACACAAGUCUACCUCAAAAUAAUUACAGCAAAGAUCAAACACUGAAUCAGCAACAUUCCAGCAACUGUGAACAAGUGCUCAACAAUGCGGAGGUUUCACCGGAGUCACUUCGGCAGUCAUUCGACGACAAGGUGAAAGAGGCAGAAAAUGCUGGGAGCCACAUGAGAAUUCUGGAUCCCACGGUCGUCAAAUGCGAAAUGGAAUAUAAUGAAAAUGCUUUCCGUGAUCCAGAAAUAGGAGGAGUGGCCAUUGCUUUGCAGCAUGGAGCAGUACUGUUUGAAGUGGCCAAGAGAGAAUUACAUGCCACCACUGGUUUACGAAAUCCAAAUCGGUAUGAACCUACAAGAAUCAGUCUGGUAUUCUAUCAGCACAAAAAUCUCAACUACAAGAACCAUGGCUGGUAUGAACAUGAGAAGAAGUGCGAGAUGUUGAAGCAGAAAAGACUGGAGAAGAUGCAUUUGGAAACGAAUAAUUUAGUACCAGAUAGUGUGAAAGAAGGGGAGAAGAAGAAAGGGAAGAAGGAGAAAAAAGUGGAUUUUUCCAAGACGUCAGCCGCUCAGUACAAGUACAUGCUGCAAGCACCUGCAGCUAGUACUGUCACUCUGACCACAGACUCUGUCAUCACUCGAUGGAUCGAUCCACAGCCAAUGGUGACCGGUCCGUAUCAGAGAUGGGUUUGAAUUUUUACAAUCUCUGCAGCGUUACAGUUGGAUGGAAAUUAUCAUUUAAAAAUGCAAAAAAAAAGAACAAAUUUUGAACAAAAAAGCCUUUGACAUAUCUUCUGGGAUGGAAUUUUACCUUCAUUUAUUGUUAAGAAAAAAUUAUAUUUGAUAGAAAGUAAUUUUCUCUAAAAGUGUUCAUUAACUGUUUUCUAAAAUGUAUUUUUUUUUAAGAACAUGCAUGUUUUUGAUCUUUUGUCUUAUCAGGUGACAAAAUGUAUAUGCUUUCACCCUUGAGAUCUAUUAUUGGGGAUGACAACAAUGUAUUUAUUUCUGAUACAAAUUUAUGUAGGGCAGCAGAUUCUGUAAUGUUGUGCAUGUAAGAAGUAAGAAUACAUGUGUUCUGAAUGCAGGUGAUUUUUAUUCUUGAUAUAUCAAACAUGCAAUACAUUUAACAACUUAGUAGAUUAUCAUCGAUUGUAUUAAAGAUCCCAGAUGUAUAGGGGCCCAGAGUAAGGUUAUCACUUAGAGAUAAUAUAUACUGAUGUUUCUGCUGAUAUACAGUAAUAUGCUGCAUGUUAUUAUUUUGUUAUUUAUUAAGGUGUUGCAAUGGAAGAUGUUCUGUAUUGACUUUUUAUCUCUCAAAGUUGUUCAGAUUAGUGCAUUUAAUUUCUUCAUUUUUGCUUGCUUUUUAAGUGUUAAAAUAUUAGAUAUUUAUAUUAUUUUAUUUAUUUUCAUCUGUUCAUGAAUGAAUCUUAAAAUAUGUGCAAAUUCGUUUAAAGAAAACAAACAUUGAUUUCUUCAAAUAUAAGAGAGAAGUGCACAUUUUUGGCAAUUUUUCAAUUUUAUCUUGUUUGUUAGAAGUAGAAUUUUUUGUUAAGUUUAUGAAUUGUUUUUUACAUUUUUUGCUCGAGUCUUAAGUCUGUGAUUUUAUUUUGGGCAACAGUUUGAAAGCCUUAUGAAUGAAAUGUUACCUAAAUAAUCAAUUUUUAAGAAAUAAUGAUGGAUUUUACAAUAAUUAUCUUAAAAAUAAUAUGUACAUAGAAUAUUUUGUAUAUAGUAUUCAUAUUAUUUUAUUAAUGAAUUCAGAAUUCCCAUGUUUAUUGAACAUUCUCAGGGAAAUGUAAACUUUUUUUUACAUCAGCCUACUUGCUGAAUAUGCCAGUUUAUAAUCACUUUAUAAAUUCUGUGAUUUCAGAAUGCUAAGCAAUAUGCUAUGAUAUUCUAAACAAAGUGCUAAGCUGCAUAUAGAUAUGAAUUAUGAUUAUUUUUUUAAUCUGCUUUUUUUUUCUUACUUCUUUUCUUAAGAUUUUGUCUCAAGUUUUCUGAGGGAAAAAAUUUAAAUUUCAACAAAUAAUCAAAUGACUUCUGUAUUUACCUCUAUAAUAAAAUUUCUUCUCCAUUUCACUGUAAAAAGAACUCAAAUGCUGAAAUCCAUUUGUGAUACACUUUCACAUUAACAUUCCCCAAUCAAAAUUUUAUUAUUUUAGAAAAUUUAUUCAAUAUACAAAAUGUAGGGCAAUGUAUUUAUGUUACUCAUGUAAAACAAUCGCUUUGUGGUCUGAAAGAAUGAAUAUGUAAGAUCAUUAUUUUUUUCUCAAUUGUAAAAGAAUUGGGUGUAUGGGGGUGAAAUAUUUGGUGAAGUAUCAGUUUUUUAUUCUCUAUCAAUAGUGCUUUAAUGACUUUCACAAUUUGUCUCAGGUUGAAUUGACUGCCAUGUUGGGUCAGAGUUUGAUGUAACAUUUGAAACAAAAUACAAUAUUUAAUUUAUGAAUUCUAGCUAACUUAAAGUGCCCUUUUUGUUUCUUUUUUAAGUACAAUUUUUCUUUUUUUAUAUAAAAAAAGCUUCUGUGUAACAUGUGAAUUGUAAAAGUAGUGAAUAGACAGACAUAGUGAUUUGUGUGGAACUUGAAUAUUGUGAACAUUGUGUUGUUAGUGUGCACAGAUAUCUAAACUUGUAAACAUUAAUUAUCGAGCAGCAGUUCAUCUCUAUUAUGGACAUGAUGUUCAAAUAUAUUAUACAGAGUAUGGUUCAAACCAUAGCGGAAAUAGCUGUUUCUUAUAGAUAUUUGUAUGUUAGUGUAGAUAAUAUAAUUUAAUGGAAGUAUAUAUUGAUAUAUAUAUGACUUAAUUAUUAACAGACUAUAGAUUUAAACAGAAUCAUGGUUCUGUUUUGUCCAAUAAAAGUCAUCAAAAUGAA